GUGAAUCUCAUCAACGAGGCUUCGCUGACUAACCACCUUCUAUUCUGGUUAGUACCACGUUUCGUGUCCGUGAGACUUAAACAUGCGUUACGUGGCAGCUUAUCUUCUCUCCACCCUUGGUGGAAAAGAAACUCCAUCAGCAGCUGAUAUUGAUAAAAUAUUAAGCUCUGUUGGAAUUGAGUCUGAUUCAGAACGAGUGAACAAAGUAAUUUCGGAGCUGAAAGGAAAAAACAUUGAAGAAGUGAUAGCUGCAGGUAAAGAGAAGUUGGCUUCAGUGCCCUCAGGAGGUGGUGGUGCCCCUGCCGCUGCUGCUGCUGCACCCGCUGCAGCCUCACCUGCCAAAGCAGCCGAAGAGAAGAAGGAAGCAAAGAAAGAAGAAUCCGACCAGUCGGAUGAUGAUAUGGGCUUUGGUCUCUUUGACUAAGAUGUUGGUGUAACUGUUGCCCAUUUUAUUGUACAAAUCUUCUUUUUUAAGUACUGAUAAAUAAAAUACUUUUUAUUUAUUUUUGUGUUUGUUUAUUUACCAUAAUAGGUCCUCCCAAAUUUUAAUCUUAUAAGUAUAUAUUUGUCAUCAAUAUUAUAAUUCAAUUGUAGGGAAUCUAUCAGUCGGAAAUAUACCACAGGUUAUAGUCAUGAAAGUCUUCAUGAGUUCUGAACUUGAAUAUCUUCUUCCUUCAGUUUAAACUGUGCAGUCGUUAAUUAUGCCGGUUAAGGGAACAUAUGAGACAUCUUAAGGUAUAAUAAUUCAAAAACAGACACGACACUUAUAUACCACAGCUACACUUUCAGUAUAAAGAGGUUGUAAGACUGCCAGCUUUUGGAAGUUGCU
Nezara viridula (southern green stink bug) is the source of this 829-nucleotide messenger RNA. The record is from the annotation of a GenBank genome assembly. Lineage: Eukaryota; Metazoa; Arthropoda; Insecta; Hemiptera; Pentatomidae.